GCAGUGGUUGGUUUGGUUCAGGGUGAGUUUGGCUGUCCGUCAUUUGGCCCCCACCUGCCUGCGAGCAGGGACAGGGGCUCCUUGCUGGGAAGCAGGGUGCCGACCACACAGGUCCACUGCGACUCCACUAGCAAACAACCAUUCCACACUACAGCCCGUCACAACUUCGCGACAACCCAAUCCACGACAACUGCAACUGCUAGCACAUGAGAACAGCAAUUGGCCGCAGUUACUCAAGGACAGAUCCUCAGACCAGUUGCCCACCAUGCCCUCAAUAACGACAGUCCACGAGUCACUCCCCUAUGUCGACCCAGAACCCACAAAACCAGAGCGCGAGGCAGCAGAAGCCCUCAUAGCAGCAGAGCGCGCCACAGUCCCAGACGACCCGCACCACGCCCUCCUCCCGCCGCCGGCAGAGCCCACCUUCAGCCCCCUGAUCCAGUCGGAGCUGGACCGCAUAGCCUCGAGCGCGGACCCCUCAAAACCAGCCCCCCUGGCGGCGAUCGACCUCUCGCGCUACGAGCUGCCCGACCUCCCCGAGGACGGCGACGCCGACCGCGACGCCCUCGAGGCCGCCCUCCGCCAGGCCUACACGGCGGCCUCGUACCUCUCCGCGCGGCGCCAGCACCUCGCGCUGCUCGACAGCCACGGAAAGAACGCGUGGCUCGUGGGCAACUGGCACCUCGAGGCGGAGCUGCGCGCCCUCGAGCGCGAGGUCGCCGCCGCCCGCCGCGCCAUCGACCUCGUCACGCUGCGCCGGCAGAGGCUGCAGCGCGACAGCGGCGGCGAGAUCACGGGGCUCGACGAGGCCUGGCGCAAGGGCGUCGGCCGCGUGCUUGAGGCAGAGGUCGCUGCCGAGGGCCUGCGGAGGGAGGUCGAUGCCAUCAUGAGGGAGAGGGCGGCCGCUCGGGAGGGCGGCCAGCAGCAGCCAGCGGAGGCUUGAAGUGGUGAGAGAGAGAGAGAGAGGACGAAUUUUGGUUUGACACCAAUUAGUUUGCGACGGGCAAGGCUUCGGCGGAGAGGACGGAUUGUCCUCAGUGUGGCCGACAUGGAUCAUCUGUGUCCUGAGUACAGAAUCCUUCCAGAGCCAGGAUCCUACCAGAGCCAGGACACAAGCAGCAGCACCCUCGUAUGUAUAUUGAUGAGCUCUGAGGCGUGCUCUCAAUAGCAAUCUUGGCUCGUUCAUGGUUCUAGAAGCCAGUGUUCGAAGGAUGAUAGAAACUGCCCAAAAAGGAUUUGGAACAAGCUCGUGCCAGACAGAUAUGGCGUCUCUACACGCGUUGUACUAGAGGGCAUCACCGCAUGGUAUAUAUAUAUAUGCACAUCACAAAUUGGUGGCAGAGUCGGAGCCGAGCACGAAUUUCCCCAUGUCUUGUUGCACGACUGCACCAGCGUUUGGUGAUAUUAAUGAAGGUGUU
This is a messenger RNA of Diaporthe batatas, 1418 nucleotides long. RefSeq lists its product as uncharacterized. Gene Ontology annotation, cellular component: Prp19 complex; catalytic step 2 spliceosome; precatalytic spliceosome. Bases 266 to 943 code for a protein of 225 amino acids. The transcript has 2 exons. The record is from RefSeq and is a predicted model, not a curated record. Lineage: Eukaryota; Fungi; Ascomycota; Sordariomycetes; Diaporthales; Diaporthaceae. Gene Ontology annotation, biological process: mRNA processing.